Messenger RNA from Anoplopoma fimbria (sablefish), 1552 nucleotides. RefSeq names its product pre-mRNA processing factor 38A (gene prpf38a). Bases 133 to 1068 code for a protein of 311 amino acids. The transcript is spliced from 10 exons. Gene Ontology annotation, cellular component: precatalytic spliceosome. Lineage: Eukaryota; Metazoa; Chordata; Actinopteri; Perciformes; Anoplopomatidae. The record is from RefSeq and is a predicted model, not a curated record.
CAGAUUAUUAUUUUUCUACCGGAAGUGUCGAUAGACUGUUUCCGGUGGUGCGUCGAUAGACUGUUUCCGGUGGUGCGUCGCAGGCUGUCGCUGUUGUGCCCAUGCUAGCAGAGUAAUUCAUUUUUCAUUCCGAUGGCAAACAGAACUGUCAAAGAUGCGAACAGUAUCCACGGGACCAACCCGCAGUAUCUGGUGGAGAAAAUCAUCCGGACCCGAAUCUACGAGUCGAAGUACUGGAAGGAGGAGUGCUUUGGUCUGACCGCUGAGCUGGUCGUUGACAAAGCUAUGGAGCUGAAGUACGUCGGUGGAGUUUUUGGAGGAAACAUAAAGCCCACUCCCUUCCUCUGCCUCACGCUGAAGAUGCUGCAGAUUCAACCGGAAAAAGACAUCAUCGUUGAGUUCAUCAAAAAUGAGGAUUUCAAAUAUGUUCGUUUACUUGGAGCGAUGUACAUGAGGUUAACUGGCACUGCAGUGGAUUGCUACAAGUACCUGGAGCCGCUGUACAACGAUUACAGAAAAGUCAAGAGUCAGAACCGAAACGGAGAGUUUGAGUUGAUGCACGUGGACGAGUUCAUUGACGAGCUUCUUCACGCAGAAAGGAUGUGUGACAUCAUUUUGCCCCGACUUCAGAAAAGACACGUCCUCGAGGAGGCUGAGAUGUUAGAUCCACGUAUUAGCGCUCUGGAGGAAGAUCUGGAUGAGGUGGAGAGCAGCGAAGAAGAAGAUGAGGAAGAGGAGAAGCCGGAGAGAAUCCAGACCCCUGAGCCCCACAGACGGCGUGAUGGUUACCGUGACAACGACAGGCCUCGUCGCUCUCCAUCGCCUCGUUACAGACGCAGCCGCUCACCCAGACGGAGAAGCAGAUCUCCAAAGAGGCGAAGCCCAUCGCCCCGGAGAGACCGCCAUCGCAGCAAGAGCCCCCGCCGCCACCGCAGCCGGUCCAGAGACAGACGCCACCGCUCCAAAUCUCCAGGUCACCACAGAAGCCACAGACAUCGCAGCCACUCAAAGUCCCCAGAGAGGAGUUCCAAAAAGAGUCACAAGAAGAGUCGACGAGGAAACGAGUGAUCUCCCUUUCCACUUUUUGAUUUUUACCUCAGAACUGUCAGAGGAACUGGCCUCUUGUACGAACAUUUGAUGACUUUUUACAUUUUUAUUUUUAUUCUACAAGUUAUUUCAACUUUAGAUGUUGGACCCCUGACCUGUCUGUAAGAUAUAACAAUGCAAAGCCCUCAGGUUUCAGCAGUGUGUAUGGACAGUAUCUUAUCACUCACCCCAUCUGCAGCCUUUCAGUGUCAUUCUGUGGAUCCAAACCUUUGAGAGAGAACAACCGAAUAGUACUCCCUGUUUUCAGAAAGUUCUGGCCAUUAUCGAUCAGUUUUGGAUCUGUGUUAAUGUAGAAAAUGUGUUUCUGUAUGUUAAGAAUGAGUUUCAGACUCUGACUGACCUGACAUUUUGUCAGAAAAUAAAGACCCUGAUUCAUUAGUUUUGUCUUUUUGGAAGUUUGUUUGAUUCCUGAGGAAGAUUAGGACCCACAAUUUAUGAUUGAUGC